AUAUUCAACGCAGUUGAUCGUGUCGUGUUGAACUGGGAAAAGGCUCCUCUGUCACUUCCGGUUUGUCCUCAUCGAAAGAAAUGGCGGACAUGGACGAACUGUUCGGGAGUGAUGGAGACAGUGACAACGAACAAAGAGUGGUCUCAGCAGUGGCGUCUGGCUCUGGUUCAGGUUCUGAAUCUGAGCCGGAGAUGCCCCGGUCCCGUUCCCAUAGUAACGCCUCCGGCAGCGACAGCGGGAGAGAUGAUGAUGGACAAGACGGGGGAAAGCCCAACACCAAGGAGCUGUUUGGGGAUGACAGUGAAGAGGAACGCCAAAGCCGACACAGCGACAACCAAUCAAACCUGUCGGAACGCUCAGGAAACCAGUCGGACGCCAGCAUGCACUCGGAGCCCGAGGACAAUGACCAGUCAGACGCGGAGCAGCACAGUGGGUCGGAGAGAGGGCACCGGGAGGAAGAGGAGGAAGAUGGAGAUCGAAGGUCAGAGGCAGGCAGUCCAGUAUCGGGGGUGGGGAGCCCCAGGUCUGGGAGGGGCAGUGCUCGCUCUGAGAAGAGUAUCCAUAGCGACCCUGGCACCCCCCACUCGGCGCCCGGCACACCCCACUCGGCGCCCGGCACCCCCCACUCGGCGCCCGGCACCCCCCACUCGGCUCCCGGCACCCCCCACUCCGCGCCCGGCACCCCUCACUCCGCGCCCGGCACCCCCCACUCCGCGCCCGGCACCCCCCACUCAGCGCCCGGCACCCCCCUGUCAGACCCCGGCACCCCCCUGUCAGACCCCGGCACCCCCCUGUCAGACCCUGGUACCCCCCACUCAGGGCCUGGCACCCCCCACUCAGGGCCUGGAACUCCCCACUCAGAUGGGGAGGGGUCAGGCAAGGAGAACCAAUCAGAUGAUGAAAAGUGGGGAGGAGGGGCUAAGAGUGACCAAUCAGAGGAUGAGGAAGAGGAGAAGAAGCGGCACCAAUCGGACGAAGAGCGAGAGAAUUCUGAUGAGGACGGGGCGGGGCACAGGAGCAGGAAGAAGUCAGAGUCUGCGAAGGGCAGUGACAGCGAGGAUGACUUCGUCGGACGGAAGAACAAGAAGAUGGCGUCUGCCUCAGACUCUGACAGCGACGUUGGAGCCAAGAAGAAGAUGGCGGCGUCUGGCUCAGACUCUGACAGCGAUGUUGGAGCCAAGAAGGAGAUGGCGGCGGCAUCUGCCUCGGACUCUGACAGCGACGUUGGAGCCAAGAAGAAGAUGGCGGCGUCUGGCUCAGACUCUGACAGCGACGUUGGAGCCAAGAAGAAGAUGGCUGUGUCUGGCUCAGACUCUGACAGCGACGUUGGAGCCAAGAAGAAGGGUAAAGGUAAGAAGCCAGCAGCAGACGACCUGUUUGGAGAGGCAGACGACAUCUCAUCAGACAGUGAUGCUGAGAAACCUCCCACUCCAGGACAACCCCUGGACCAAGAGGAUGGUAUGGAAGGGGAGCAGGCUGAGGAGGAGCCCGUUCCAGAGACUCGUAUCGAGGUGGAGAUUCCUAAAGUCAGCACUGAUCUAGGAUCAGACCUCUACUUCGUCAAACUACCCAACUUCCUCUCUGUUGAGCCCAGACCCUUUGACUCCCAGUACUAUGAAGAUGAGUUUGAGGAUGAGGAGAUGUUGGAUGAAGAGGGACGGACCAGGCUCAAACUGAAGGUUGAGAAUACUAUCCGGUGGAGAGCCAAGAAAGACGAGGAGGGGAACGAGAGCAGAGAGAGUAACGCCCGCAUCGUCAAGUGGUCUGACGGCAGCAUGUCUCUCCACCUGGGUAACGAGGUGUUUGAUGUGUAUAAAGCUCCUCUCCAAGGAGACCACAACCACCUGUUCAUCAGACAAGGAACUGGACUACAGGGACAGGCUGUGUUCAAGACCAAACUCACCUUCAGACCCCACUCCACAGACAGUGCCACCCACAGGAAGAUGACCCUCUCUCUGGCUGACCGCUGCUCUAAGACCCAGAAGAUCAGAAUACUGCCCAUGGCUGGACGAGACCCCGAGUCUCAACGCAACGAGAUGAUCAAGAAAGAGGAGGAGCGUCUCCGUGCGUCUAUCCGUCGUGAGGGACAACAGCGGCGGAUGAGAGAGAAGCAGCACCAACGAGGGCUGAGCGCCGGUUACCUGGAGCCCGAUCGCUAUGACGACGAUGAGGAGGGGGACGAGUCGGUCAGCCUGGCCGCCAUCAAGAGCAAAUACAAGGGGGGAGGAGGAGGAGGGCUGAGGGAGGAGCGUGCUCGGAUCUACUCGUCUGACAGUGAUGAGGGUUCUGAUGAUGAUAAAGCCCAGAGACUGCUCAAGGCCAAGAAACUAGACUCCGACGAGGAAGGGGAGAGUUCAGGGAAGAGGAAGGCUGAGGAGGAUGAGGAGGAGGAGGUGGAACCCAAGAAGGCAAAGAAAUACGUCAUCAGCGACGAAGAGGAGGAGGAGGAAGAUGAUGAAUGAUGUCAUGUUGUUGUUGAUCAUACCACUGUAUUAUCAGUGUGUUGUUAUAUCCAGUGCGUUUGCGAUGUAGACCUCAACGUUUCAUUUGUAUAUUUUCUAAUGAUGACUGUGUGUGAGAGAGAGAGAGAGAGAGCUCUGUACAGCUGUAGGAAUAAAGACCAGAUGAACUAAGUGUUUAUCUCAAUGACCAAACCUCA
Molecule: messenger RNA, 2659 nt
Organism: Oncorhynchus kisutch (coho salmon)
Lineage: Eukaryota; Metazoa; Chordata; Actinopteri; Salmoniformes; Salmonidae
Product: RNA polymerase-associated protein LEO1-like
Exons: 14
Coding region: 81-2462 (793 amino acids)
Biological process (GO): positive regulation of transcription elongation by RNA polymerase II; transcription elongation by RNA polymerase II
Cellular component (GO): Cdc73/Paf1 complex; nucleus
Molecular function (GO): RNA polymerase II C-terminal domain phosphoserine binding
Source: RefSeq, a predicted model, not a curated record